Molecule: messenger RNA, 1828 nt
Organism: Phoenix dactylifera (date palm)
Lineage: Eukaryota; Viridiplantae; Streptophyta; Magnoliopsida; Arecales; Arecaceae
Product: small ribosomal subunit protein mL103 (rPPR7)-like
Biological process (GO): mitochondrial gene expression
Cellular component (GO): mitochondrion
Molecular function (GO): protein binding; mRNA binding
Source: RefSeq, a predicted model, not a curated record
UAUAUUUUAGUAUGAGUAAUUCCAGGCGCCGAGCAGCGGGCUCGGGCUCUCCAACCGGUGAUAAAACCCUCCCCUUCUUCCCCAAAAAUCUAGGGUUUCAUAACUCCUAAUUCUCGCAAGAGAGAGAUCCAAGGGGAGAGAGCCAUGUCUCACCGGAAGCGACCCACGGACGACGACCAUCCUCUUUCCGAUCACAGCAAGCGCCCCCACGCCCGCUCUCCCCCGGCAGUCGCCGGUGCCGCCGCCGCCACCGACCCCCACCGCAGGCGGAAGACCUUCCCCUCCUACCUUGACGCCCCCGAACUGCCCACAAAGAUCCGCCUCCUCUGCGAGAUCAUCGCCAAUACCCACCCCGCCUCCGCCGUGGAGCGCGCCCUCGACGACGCCGGAGUCCGCGUCUCGACCACCGAUGUCGAGGAGGUCCUCAAGCUCUCUUACUCUCUCCCCGCCCCCGCCGUCGCCUUCUUCCGGUGGGCUGGCUCCUGCCACCUCGCCCACCAACACAGCACCUACUCCUGGAACCUCAUUGUCGACAUCCUCGGCAAGAACGAGCUCUUUGAUGCCAUGUGGGACGCCGUCCGCUCCAUGCGCUCCGAGCGCCUCCUCUCCUUCGCCACCUUCGCCUCCGUCUUCUCCUCCCUUGCCUCCGCCGGCCGGCCCGAGGAUGCUCUCGCCGCCUUCCACUCCAUGGACGUCUACGGCGUCCCCCGCAGCACGAUUGCUCUCAACUCCCUCCUCUCCGCUGUAUGCCUCGAGGGCCGCGUCUCUACCGCGCGUACCUUCCUCGGCGCCGCUGCCCCUUCUGUGGCCCCUGACGCCGAUACCUUCGCCAUCCUCCUCGAGGGCUGCGAGGGGGAGGACGACCCCCGCACUGCCCGCGAGGUGUUCGCUGACAUGAUUGCAUCCAUCGGCUGGGACCCGGCCAACAUCCCAGCAUAUGACGCCUUCCUCACCACCCUUGUCCGCUCCGGCCCAGUUGGGCUCGCCGAGGCCCUCAAGUUCCUUGACAUCAUGCAGAAAAAGCGGUGCUUUCCAGGGAUUAAGUUCUUCCGGGAUGCUCUCGAGUGUUUUGUCAAGAAUAACGAUGCCCGCGGGGCGCGUGAGCUCUGGGAUUUGCUUGCAGGCCACCAUGGAUGCUUCCCUGACACAGCUAUGUACAAUUCAAUGAUCACCCUGCAGUGCUACCUCAACCAGAUCGAUAUCGCCCAACGGUUCUUGGACGAGAUGAUUACAUAUGGGGCAUUCCCCAACUCACAGACCUACAAUGUGAUGCUCCAGUUCUUGUUGAAAGCGAGGAAGCUAAGGGAAGCCGCUGCCAUAUUUAAUGAGAUGGUUAAGAACGAGUGCUGCCCAACUGCAGCUAAUUGUGCUUCAGCCAUUAGGAUAUUCCUGGAUUCUGGGGACGCAGAGAUGGCAUUGAAGGUUUGGAAGUGUAUGGUUGCCAAUGACUUGCAGCCACUGGAGAAGAAUGGGAACAUGCUGGUUGAAAAGUUGCGGGGCAUGGAUAGGCUUCCAGAAGCUUGUAAAUAUGCAGAGGAUAUCAUUGAUAGAGGCAUUAAGCUGAACUCGUCGACUCUCUCGAAGCUGAGGCAGAGCCUACUGAGAGUGGGUAAGGGAAGUAUUCAUGAUCAUCUCCUUAUGAAAUGGAAAUCUCAUUAGAAGCCAAACUUUAUCGACUUACACCACUUGAAUGAUAUCUCUUUUCUCUAUUUAUUUUAAUUUUUGCCUUUUAUAACUUUGGCGCGUUAAAUGUAAAAUGUGCUGAAACGGAACAAUGUACCUUCUUAUGGGAAGAUUACCCUAAUAUCAUAACUUUGUUGACAUGGAA